AUGGACGCACCAGGCCGGGCAGCAAAUGAAGCGGACGGCGGAUUGCGUCCGAUGCCAGGCGGUCAGCCCCGAGCCAGGCCGCCGGCUACAGACGGCAAGCAGGCAGGCGUGCGUCCCGACAGCUCCCUGUGGGGCCAGCCGCCCAGGCCAGGCCAGGCGUGGCCGAGUGGAGAGGAAAGGUCUGGCCAGGCCAGGCCAAGCAAGCAGGCAAGCAGGCAGGCACGCAAGCAGGGACGGCUCUGCGCUCGGCCCUCUUCCUCCGCCUGCAUUCUUCCUAGCCCUGGCUGGCUUGGCCCCGAAAUUCCUUCUUCGCCCUCUUGCAACUCCCCACCACCUCCCGUCCGCGGCCCAUCCCAGCCUCGGCCUCAAGCAGGGCACCGUCAAAGCGAUCCGAUCCUCCGCCACUCGAGCUACAGUAGUAUCGGUCCAUCACGCGCCGGCUCGGACCGCCCUCGUCGAGUAGGCGACGCUCCAGCCGCAUCGCCAAGCGAGGACAGGUCACCGGCUGCCAUCGAGGCGGCCACGGCCGGACUGCCAACACAGCUACGUACGCAGCAUCGGCUGGCAUCGUGCCCACCCAUUGUCAGCUGCAGCCGUCCUCAGGACCCUGUCCAUCUUCCACCUUCCGCUCUCGUCACCGCGCGUGCCGGGCUGCCCUUGGCAAGAUGCCGGGAUCGGGCAUACAUGCGGACCCGGCGGGUAGGCCCAACAGCGCCGAUGACAAUCAUCACGCCAUGGCGACGCGCUCGCCUGCCACGACACCCGGCCCGGGCUUCCGCAUGCUGCCGUCGCGCGGCAAGGCGAGGGCGGUGA
Pseudozyma flocculosa PF-1 is the source of this 813-nucleotide messenger RNA. RefSeq lists its product as uncharacterized. The record is from RefSeq and is a predicted model, not a curated record. NCBI's taxonomy places the organism in Eukaryota, Fungi, Basidiomycota, Ustilaginomycetes, Ustilaginales, Ustilaginaceae. The coding region runs from base 1 to 813 and encodes 270 amino acids. The transcript has a single exon.